AUGGGUAUAUAUAACCAUGAAACUAUGGUAUUCUUUAAAAAAGAAAAUAUUGAGUUAUUUACCAAAACAUAACUUAACUUUUAUUAAAUUAAGGCACUGAAGAGAGUGUUGUUGCAUUUUCAAAAUUAUUGAAUUUGAAACACUGCUGUUACAUAGCAAUAGAUACCUGGGAUAAUUUUACUGAAGAAAAUUUACGAAAUGCUUGGGAGAAAUUGUGGGUUGCUUCUAUGGAAUUAGAAGCCGAAGAAGAAACUGAUCUAAAUAAUCUUAACGAUUUUGUUGAUUUGUUUAAUGAUAUUCCAGGAUUUAAUGACUGA
This is a messenger RNA of Cinara cedri, 317 nucleotides long. Lineage: Eukaryota; Metazoa; Arthropoda; Insecta; Hemiptera; Aphididae. The record is from the annotation of a GenBank genome assembly.